AUGUUUGUUGUCAGGUUGCUUCUCCUUUCCUGCCAACCUAACCUGACAUUUAGGGACUUAAAAAAAGUUGAAGACGACGACAUUCCGACUGAUCAAGCAUUCAAGACAACGACAACAGUCUCCACCAAGUCGCGCAACAUGUCAGCUUUUAGCUGUAUGCAGCCAUCGGCCUUUGGCAACAGCGGGCCUGGCUUCACCACCCAUCCCUUCGAGGCCGACGCCGAAACAGAUGUCGACCCAAACGCCGACACCAUCGCGCACUUCAAAAACAAGCCGUACGGCAAAGCUGAGUACGGCACAAAAGUCCUCGGCCAGUCUCGUAUUGGUAUGCCCAUCGUCGCGGUUGUGGGAGACGUGAUUCCUUCUUCUUUUUUAAAUGGAGUUAUCGGCAAGGAUUUGACCGCUACUGCGCAUGCCGAGUUCUCCAUCGCCUGGCCCCCGACCUUUCCCGUCGGCGGACAUCCCGCGGAGGUCAUCGAGCUGAGGGCGGCGCUGUCGCUCGAUGCCGCGGCGGUAGAAGCGGGCGACGGGGGCGGCGCCGCCGCCUCCGUCGGCUGCGGCGGCGGCGCAGAUGCGGCCCGUUUCGCCGCCGCCGCGGGUUGUUGUUCUCGGCUUCUGGCUGUGCGCGGGGAUGUGGUCGUGGGGGACGAGAGCGUCAAUCUCAACAGAGGAGGCCUGGCGAGUGUUAGGCUACGUCUUCACUCGGACUCCCCUGGAGUGACGUCAUGCAUCCUGGCGGGGGACCAGGGUAUUCCCACCCUGGAGUCUUUUCAAGACGCCGCCCCACUGAUGGGUUUGCCACAAGCCGCCAGGGAGGAGGCGCAUAGGCUGCUGUGGCGCAUGAUGCACGAGGCCUUGCCGUACAACCACUCCGUACUGCCGUACGACGCAGACGCGUUCCGCUCGCCCGUGGAUCUCCUUCCGCCAAAACUGCAGGCCGCGCUCAGCUGGGCUUGGUCGCACCACUUCCGUCCCUUCGCACAUGACUUCAGCUUCCUGCUCGACUGCAUGCCGUACAGCACCUCUGCCGCCACCGCCGCCACCUGUACUGCUGGCGGCGGCGGGUACGGCGAUGAAUCCGCUGCGUUGGCGGCGCUUCGCGCCGCCGCCGCCGCGUCGAGGAGCGGCAGCGGCAUCGCGGACGCGUACGACGCGGACGUAGCCGCUGGCGCUGACGGUAGCUUGUACGACAUUGCAAUGCCGGGGUCUGCGUGCAGCAGCCCUGCGCCACUGCGGCCGACGGCUGUCUCCGCCGUCGCAAAUGUAUGCCCGGCAGCGAGUGUGUUGCCGUACGACAUCCGUGACGAUGCCGACGCGGCAGCGGAUGGAGCUUUGGAUGGUGAAGAAGGCCUCGUGCACGUCACCGCUGUUGCCUCUGCCUCCGUCGCCCUCGCCGUGCCGCCGCCGCUGCCGCCAGCCUUUGGUUGCCCGUCCCGUGGGUCGCUCCUUGCGGCCAUCCUCUUGACUUUUCUCACGGCGGCGUUAGCGGUGCUGGCGGCGGAGGGCGGCCGUGGCGGACAGGAAGCCGCCGGCGUCAGUUUCGUUGUCGCCGCCGCAGCAGCGGCCUGGUGUCGGUGUCGUCUAUUAAUGGCGCUGCAGCUACCGCGACUCAACCGCGGCGUCAUGCUUUCCGACUUCAUCCUGGAUGGAGAGCUUGUGUGUGUGCUGGCGGCAGCGAUGGUAUUGACGUUCGCAGUUGUGGUUACUUCUCUACGUCCUUUACUGCGCCGCCGCGGCAGCAAUGCUGCCGGACGACGUACGGCAGAUGAUCAAGCCAGCGGGAACAUGGAGGCGCUGCGUCGUCGCCGCGUUCUGCUGCUUGCCCUGCGCGUGGCUGGUGCCGUACUUUUGGGCGCCGCCACUUGGUGUGCGGCUGCCGCCGCCGCCGCCGCCGCAGUGGUAGUGGUCGCCAACAUGGCCGCGGCGCCGCCGCCGUCGACCACCGUGACAACCGUUAGCGCCAUCGUUUGCUCCGCUACCGGUUCCGUAUUACGUGUCCUGCAACUGCUGCCCCCUGCCGUUUGA
Molecule: messenger RNA, 2025 nt
Organism: Volvox carteri f. nagariensis
Lineage: Eukaryota; Viridiplantae; Chlorophyta; Chlorophyceae; Chlamydomonadales; Volvocaceae
Exons: 7
Coding region: 1-2025 (674 amino acids)
Source: RefSeq, a predicted model, not a curated record